AUGGAAAAGGUCUCUUAUGACAAUGUAAUAAGGUCAGUCAUGUAUGCCAUGAUUAGCACCAGGACUGACCUCUCCUUUGCCAUGUCUUUGCUGAGUUGUUUUAUGUCCAAUCCUGGGUCAAAACACUGGUUUGCUCUUAAAUGGGUCCUAAGGUAUAUUAAUGGUACUUCACAUGUUGGUUUGGAAUACUGUAAAAGAUAUAAUUCACUUGAUCUUAUGAGCUUUGUAGACUCUGACUUUGCAGGUGAUAAAGACACAAGGAAGUCAACCACCUCUUAUUUCUUCACGUUAAGAGGGAAUUGUGUGAGCUGGAAAUCCCAGCUUCAGCCUAUUGUGACACUCUCCUCAACUGAGGCAGAGUAUGUGGCCAUUGCUAAUGUGUUCAAGGAAGCACUAUGGCUUCAAGGAAUUUUGUCCGAAGUAGAUUUGAUUGAUGGAGUAGCCACCAUUUAUUCAGACAGCCAAAGCGCCAUUCACCUAAGCAAGAAUCCUGUCUAUCAUGAUAGGACCAAACAUAUGGAUGUAAUAUUUCAUUUUGUCAGAGAUCUAAUUGCCCAAUGA
This is a messenger RNA of Pistacia vera, 561 nucleotides long. RefSeq names its product secreted RxLR effector protein 161-like. Bases 1 to 561 code for a protein of 186 amino acids. The transcript has a single exon. The record is from RefSeq and is a predicted model, not a curated record. Lineage: Eukaryota; Viridiplantae; Streptophyta; Magnoliopsida; Sapindales; Anacardiaceae.